Messenger RNA from Ceratosolen solmsi marchali, 812 nucleotides. Its product is annotated as acid sphingomyelinase-like phosphodiesterase 3a. The transcript is spliced from 6 exons. NCBI's taxonomy places the organism in Eukaryota, Metazoa, Arthropoda, Insecta, Hymenoptera, Agaonidae. The record is from RefSeq and is a predicted model, not a curated record. Bases 54 to 812 code for a protein of 252 amino acids. Gene Ontology annotation, molecular function: phosphoric diester hydrolase activity.
UUUGACAUGAAAAUUAAUCAGUAGAAGUAGUUGCUGUGAAUAAGGAAGCGAAGAUGAUUCGCGAUUAUAUAAUUCUGUUGUCGUGGCUCUGCACCGUAAGCGGUAAAGAAGGAUAUUUUUGGCAUAUCAGUGACAUACACUAUGAUCCAAGCUAUUCUAUUCAGGGUAAUGGUAAUGGACGAUGUUGGAACACAAAAAACAGUGCUGAUAUUGGCCACACGAGGUUAAACGACAAGAUGCCAAGUGCCGGUAUUUACGGACACUAUAACUGUGAUUCAUCUUGGCUUCUUAUUGAAUCGGCAGCGAAAGUCAUGAAGGCGAAUCCUGCUGAUGGCAUAGAAUUCGUUCUGUGGACUGGUGACGCUUUAUCACGACACGAAAGCAUAACAGAGGAAUAUCGACUACAGUACCUGAAAAAUAUUACCGAUCUUCUGUCGCACACUUUCACGGGCCAAUUUGUAUUUCCGGUGUUGGGUCACGAAGAUAUCGGUUUAAACUAUUCGCAGAUCGCUAAUCUUUGGAGUAACUGGUUACCUGAUGAAGCGCUCGUUACUUUUAGAGAAAACGGCUACUACACGAUCGAGCAGCGCUCCAAAAAUUAUCAGAUUAUAUCCCUGAAUACGAAUCUGUGGCUCGCCGCAAACACGGGCAUUGACAAUCGUAUGCCCAGUCAACGUGCGGUUGGCAGUAGUGCAAGUGUCACCCUGGCUGCAGCAUCACCGGUCAUAAGCGACGCUGAUCCGGCCAAUCAGUGGCACUGGUUCGGCUCGACACUCAACAAGGCCCGAAAAAAAGGAAAGAUCUCGCGAUAA